Molecule: messenger RNA, 231 nt
Organism: Closterium sp. Yama58-4
Lineage: Eukaryota; Viridiplantae; Streptophyta; Zygnematophyceae; Desmidiales; Closteriaceae
Source: the annotation of a GenBank genome assembly
AUGGGGUAUGGGAGAAGGGUGAAGGGGGGGGUCGGGAGGGGGAGAGGGGGAGGAGCAGGAGGAGGAGGAGGAGGAGGAGGAGGAGGAGGAGGAGGAGGAGGAGGAGGAGGAGGAGGAGGAGGAGGAGGAAGAGCAGCAGCAGGAGGAGGAACAGGAGGAGGAGCAGGAGGUGGGGGACGAGUGACAACUUAUCAGCUCGAAAGUCACACAUAUAUGACGACAACACAAUAG